AUGCGGUUGCCACCUUCGCCUCGGGGAAAUGUUUCGCUGCCGUGGUGUGUGGCCGCACUACCGCUUCUCCUGACGGUCACGGUGCUUCAGUUGUCAUCCUUGGUUGGCUUCUUUCCUGCCACGCCUGUGUCGGAACAGUUGCGAGCGCCCAAGCCUCCUACCCAAUGGCGCACCGCGGCCCUUCCCUGCUCACAAACAAGAAAUUCCGUAGCCGUGUCCGCCGACGGUACCGCGUCGGCCGUACAUUACACAGAAGCACGACGAGUACAAGCCAACAGCAGCACGAAAAAGCGCGAAUACAGCAGCAAUCCCAACAAAAACCACCACCAUAACAAGACGCAGCGACAACGAGAAUCAUCCCGCACCCAACGUCAGCCUAAAAAGGUUGCCAAGCCGUUCCCACCAACUGCACCAAAGCCAUCACCCGUUCCCCUCGUUUUGUUGCGCGCCAUUGGUAACGCGCUGCCGCCGAGACACAGCGCCAAUCAGACUCUGGACAAUCUGGACUUUAUUUUGGCGCACGAAAAGAGAUUUCCCCACACAACACGUCACUGGUUUCUGAAUCGCAUUGUUGAUCCCAAAGUGGAACAGCAACUUAUCCAGCGCCUCGUUCACGCCAACGAAACCUAUACUGUCGUUCCUUUUGAUGACCACGUCUACCGACAGAUCUACGCGCUCUCGAGAAGGCGUAUGGGCCACAACAAGACCAAUGCCAGAAGUCUCUCAUACUCAAAGAAAAAAGUUGCGGACGAUCAGUCCAUGCACGACAAGAUCCUCUACGUCAUCAACGUGAACGGCGUACGCAACGCUAUGAUUGAGUACGGUCGCCAGCAUACCCGUGCCGAGUACAUUCUCCCUUGGGACGGCAACUGCUUCGUGACUCGCAAAGCUUGGUCCGCCAUCCAGCGAACCAUUCGCAUCCAUCCCAACUCCAAGUACUUCGUUACACCUAUGUAUCGGUUGAAGGAACCCAACCAUGUUCUACUCACAAACUCGCAUCGCCCCAACGCCACGGAAGAGCCGCAAAUAAUAUUCCACCGGAGUGCACAAGCAAGAUUCAACGAACAGUUACGCUAUGGCCGGUACAACAAGGUUGAGCUCCUAUCUCGUAUUGGGGUCCGCGGACGGUGGGAUACGUGGAGGUGGUUACCGUCGGAAAAGGCUUUGUUGGAUCCAAAUCCGGCUCCCGACGCCGCCGAGGGGGUACCCGUGGCUGGCUGGACCACGCGCUUAUAUUCCGGAAUCCGGGCCGCCGAAGGUACCGGCACGCUGUUACAUCGCGGCAAUCUACGCCAGCAAGCCCUGGCAGCACUGCUGGACCGCCUUGAUGCGCGAGUAGUACAACACCGACGCAAAGCCGUGGGCCACGCUUCCAUUGGGGCGGUACAGUGA
Phaeodactylum tricornutum CCAP 1055/1 is the source of this 1392-nucleotide messenger RNA. RefSeq lists its product with no specific name. NCBI's taxonomy places the organism in Eukaryota, Bacillariophyta, Bacillariophyceae, Surirellales, Neidiaceae. The record is from RefSeq and is a predicted model, not a curated record. The transcript is spliced from 2 exons. Bases 1 to 1392 code for a protein of 463 amino acids.